UGUGAGCAGGCUCAUCUGCUUUGUCUACAUGGCACAUUGGACUGAAAAGUCUAUGUAGUGACCUUAAUCAGAGGCUCUUUUGUUUCCUCUUUGUCAGCCUGAUAUUAUCGGAACUACACGUUUGGAAAGGACUUUAAGUCUUGGCCUGAAGUGUCUCUGUGGUGUUAUUCCAAUAACAGGUCCUGCAAAGAGGCCAAAGGGUAGUUUUGUGUGUCAAACGGCAUAGCAUCUAGACGUGUGUUAUUUUAGGGGUUGCCUGUGGAAGUGGUUGCCUGGGCCAACAAUAGUACAUAAUCUGCUGUGUGUGGUUGCAUGGAUGUGUGAGUCACUGGAUUUGCGUCAGAGCACUGUAAUGUAAGUUAAUUGUGUGCUUUGGCUGCCUCAGUUCUGAGAUUUUGCAGCCUUGUGUGGCCAUAUUGUGAAACCACAGGCCUUCACAGUAAUCGAUAAGCUGUCAUGACUGUUAUUUCUUCAAUGCAAUAAUCAAGCAAACAUUGAGGUGUCUAGAAGGUCUUUUGCCAAGAUUGUCUUUUGUUGCAAUGUGACCUUUGAACCUAGUAGAUCGUACACAGAUGUAUGGUGGAAGUGAGAGGCCAUUAAAGACAAUAAGUACCUUACCACACUAUAUUAACGGCUCUUAAAAAUAUAUAUUCAUAAUCAUUUAACGGGCGUAGCUAAGUAAUGUAUUCUAAUUUAAUCUAGUCAAGCUUGCAUUAUGACCCGAUGAAUGUCAUAAAAGGUAAUAGAAAAGCCAUGCUGAAGGGUUUUGCUCGGCUGUGACGAGACACCUUUUGCCUCCGCUACAUCUCUGUGGCUAAUCAGGAAUUGGAGAAACCUGACAGGCGAGCAGCAGCAGCAGCAGCAGCAGCAGCAGCAGCAGCAGCAGGGCUGACUGAGUAAGAGGAGGGUGCCACAGAGACCUGAGAAGGAGGUGGAGGAGGGACGGAACACUCAAAGAGCGUCAUUCAUCGGAAAAGAAGGGCCUCACUCUCUCCUCUCCUCCUCCCCAUUUGUCUUGUCAAAGGAACUGGCAUUGAGGGCAAAUCUCAAGGAACUAGAGCAAUUGCAUUUGGGCUUUAUUGCACCGUUCUUGAUUGGAUGUUAAUCUGCUUGGUUUUUGGUGAGGAUGCUUUCAUUGAACGGUGUGGUUUAACAUGAAUAUUCUAUAGGUCUGCUUCUUACCUAGGUCGAGAACAUAGAGAUAAAGGCAUGUGAUUCAUUGUGGUUGAGAAAGAGAUCAGUGGGGCUGGCAGAUAUCUACGUGAUAUUGUACAGUGCUGUAAUUAACCGGGCUCUUGAGGAGGAGCUUGUCUUCUAUGUAAGGUGUCUUGGGAGAUCAGGUGUAGGCCUGAGUAAGGAGCCUUUUAAAGCACCUUAGGGAGUAGACACAUGGAGAAAUGGGGGAGGUGGAGGUAGAUGUGUUCAAGCCUAACAGGAUCAAUACUGUCAAUUAUCCUGUGAUUAGACAUAUCAGGAAUAAGUCACAGGGAGCUUUGUAUAUCUGUUUGUAGUCUCAUUAAAAAAAUUGGGAAGUUGCCAGACGGACAGUGAACGUAAGGACGGAUGAAGGCUAAUGACAUCAAAGAUGAUUAGGUUAACUGCUUUGGUUUCACCUCACUGGGAGACACCAAGUUCCCUAACCUUAAUGUCUUCACCAUGCGUGCUGUGUAGACCUAUCGCCAUUGGAAUUUGCUGCAUUUGCACACCGGAACAAAAAUAUUCAGCCAAUUCAAGAUUUCUGGGGGCCUUGAUGGGAUUUUUUUUAACACCUGAAAUGCCACACAAAGCUUUUAAAUUAAUUUUAGUUUUGGCUGAGGGGGAGAUAAAGACAGGGCCAGAUGUAAUGGAGGGGAUGGACAUGUCCAUGCAACCCAAAGUAGUGGACCAAGGGUCAGCUGAGAAGGCCGUGGUUGCAGCACCGAAGCGCAAGCUGCCCAGCCCCCCUCACUCCUCCAAUGGACACUCUCCCUCUGGAACCUCCCCCAGCCCCAUUAGGAAGAAGAAGAAGCCCGGUCUCAUCCACAGCAGCAAAGACCAGUCUGAGCUAAGGCAUGGUCCCUUUUACUAUGUGAAGCAGCCAGCACUCACCACAGACCCUGUUGAUGUUGUACCGCAGGACGGCCGCAACGACUUCUACUGCUGGGUGUGCCACCGCGAGGGCCAGGUGCUCUGUUGCGAGCUCUGCCCGCGGGUGUACCACGCCAGAUGCCUGAAAUUGGCAGCAGAGCCCGAGGGCGACUGGUUCUGCCCCGAGUGUGAGAAAAUAACGGUGGCCGAAUGCAUAGAGACUCAGAGCAAAGCGAUGACCAUGCUAACACUAGAGCAGCUGUCUUAUCUGCUGAAGUUUGCCCUUCAGAAGAUGAAACAGCCAGGGACAGAGCCAUUCCAAAAGCCGGUUUCUCUGGACCAGCAUCCAGAUUACGCAGAGUACAUCUUCCACGCAAUGGACCUGUUGUCACUAGAGAAGAACAUAAAGAAGAAGAUGUACGGGUGCACAGAGGCCUUCCUGGCUGACGUGAAGUGGAUCCUACACAACUGCAUCAUUUACAACGGAGGCAACCACAAACUGACAGCAACUGCUAAAGUGAUUGUGAAGAUCUGCGAGCAUGAGAUGAAUGAAAUUGAAGUUUGUCCAGAGUGCUACUUAUCAUCUUGCCAAAAGAGGGACAACUGGUUUUGUGAGCCAUGUUGCCAUCCUCACCCCCUGGUCUGGGCCAAGCUGAAGGGCUUUCCUUUCUGGCCAGCUAAAGCCCUGAGAGAGAAAGAUGGACAGGUGGACGCCCGCUUUUUUGGCCAGCAUGACCGGGCAUGGGUCCCUAUAAACAACUGCUAUCUAAUGUCCAAAGAGAUUCCCUUCUCUGUGAAGAAGACUAAGAGCAUCUUCAACAGUGCCAUGCAGGAGAUGGAGGUGUAUGUGGAGAACAUCCGCAAGAAGUUCGGCGUCUUCAACUACGCUCCGUUUCGGACACCUUACACACCCAACAACCAGUUCCAGAUGCUGCUGGACCCGGCCAACCCCAGCGCCGGCACGGUCCGGCUGGAUAAGCAGGAGAAGAUCAAGUUCAGCUUUGACAUGACGGCCUCUCCCAAGAUGCUCAUGGGCAAGAGCAUGCUGUCGGGCGGAACGGGGCGACGGAUUUCCAUGACUGAGAUGGGGCCGAGAUCCCCCAUGAGCACCAACUCGUCUGUGCACACAGGGUCAGACGUGGAACAGGACUCUUCAGACAGGCCAGGACGAAUGCAGCACUACAGCGCAGGGGAGGAUUCCAUGGACUACACAGCAUCUCCAGCUUCUAAGAUGGGCCUGUUGUCGAGCACAGACAGCCCCAAGCCCUUCUCCCCCCAGGGCACUGCCACGCCAUUCGUCAAGCAGGAGAGAGGCUCCACCGGCAGCAUCCUCAACCUUAACCUAGAUCGGAUCAAAGCAGAGAUGGACCUAAAAGAGCUUAGUGAGACGGUACAGCAGCAGCAGCAGCAGCAGCAGCAGGGGGCACCAGUGCUCCGGGCCUCGGCCAAGAGACCCCCCCGCAGCCUGGACAAGACCAUUGAGAGCUGCAAGGCCCAGCUUGGCAUUGAUGACCUCUCUGAAGACGUGUACCGCGUGGAGCACAGCGACUCUGAGGACUCGGACAAGUCAGACUCCAGUGACAGCGAGUACCUCAGCGACGAAGAACAGAAGCCCAGGAUCCACAGUCAGGACAAGGACAAGGACCGGGGCGACAGAGAGUCCAAAAAGAGGUCCCGCAACGCCUCCGCGGAGAGACAGGAGAAGAACGGGGGGGUCCCCGGGACGGCGGCGGGGAUGCCGGGUCGGGAUAAACCCGCCCCCGAUGGCCCAGGGCCGGCGAGAGAGAAACACAAUAGUGUGGAAAAGGAGGCUCAGGAGAAGCAACGGGCGCCGCAGCAUCAGCGGCAGGUGAAGGAGGAACCGAGGGCUCGUGCCGAUGCAGACAUGGACUCCGACUCCGAGAGGGAGCUGGUCAUAGACCUCGGGGAGGACACGGGCCGGGACCGGAAAAGGCCCAAGAGGGAGCCAACAUCUGUCCCCUCAGAAACAAAAAAGGAGCCAACAGCUGUCAAAGCAGAGGGUAAAGCGCCUUCUUCCAGCAACACUGCAGCCUCCUCCUCCUCUGCUGACAGCACUUCCAGUUCCACCAACACCGGCGUCAAAGACUCUCCCCACCCAGCUGUGGGUCCCCCCCUGAACGUGGUAUCCAUGCCAACCUUGGCCUCUUCCGCUCUGGCCCCUGGAGUCACCUCAACCACCUCUUCCCCUUCUCCAGCCGCCAUUCCGUCCAUGCUGCCUUCCUCUAAUGCCGUCUCCUCCUCCUCCUCCUCUUCCUCCUCCUCCUCUUCCUCCUCCAACACGGUGAAGAAGCAGCGCCCCCUGCUGCCCAAAGACUCCACGGCGGCCGCUCCGGCCAUGCAGCAGCGCCCGGUCGUGUGGAACCCUGCCACCAGUGCCAAGUUUCAAACGUCCUCGCAGAAGUGGCACAUGCAGAAAGUGCAGCGGCAACAGCAGCAGGGGCAGACUACACCGCCCGCCGCACCGGGGGAGACUACACAGCCAGCCGCACCGGGGCAGUCUUCACAGCCAGUUGCACAGGGGCAGACGCAGGGGCAGACGCAGGGGCAGACGCAGGGGCAAACGCAGGGGCAAACGCAGGUGCAGGUGCAGGUGCAAGGCGUGUCAGCUGCACAGGCACAGUCCUCCAGCACACGAUACCAGACCAGACAAGCAUUGAAAGCUGUUCCUAAAGACUCUCCCCAGGGUGCAUCAACAUCUGGGUCUUCUCUCUCGUCCUCCUCCAUGGCUGGAGAUUUCGGUAUCCCCACCGCCUCUGCUGAUGUGGCCGCAGACAUCGCCAAGUACACUGGCAAAAUGAUGGACACAAUCAAAGGGACUAUGACAGAAAUUUAUAAUGACCUCUCCAAAAGCACAUCUGGGAACACUAUAGCAGAGAUCCGCAAGCUAAGGAUAGAGAUUGAGAAACUCCAGUGGUUACAUCAGCAGGAGCUCUCUGAGAUGAAGCACAACCUGGAGCUGACCAUGGCGGAGAUGCGUCAGAGCCUGGAGCAGGAGCGCGAGCGUCUGGUAGCGGAGGUGAAGAAGCAGAUGGAGGCGGAGAAGCAGCAGGCCGCGGACGAGACCAAGAAGAAGCAGUGGUGCGCCAACUGCAGGAAGGAGGCCAUCUUCUACUGCUGCUGGAACACCAGCUACUGCGACUACCCCUGCCAGCAGGCCCACUGGCCCGAGCACAUGAAAUCCUGCACGCAGUCAGCCUCGGCCUCACAGCAGGAGUCUGAAGGGGAACCAGCGUGCAAACCCGUGGGUCAGUCCCCCAACAUCCAGCCCUCGCCCCCUGUGGAUGGCUGUGCCCAGGCCAAAAGAGAUCGCUCUCCUGCUGGCACUGACAAAGGCAGGGACAGUGCCACCAUUAGCGUGUCCUAACCCUCAAGCACAGCACCAGUGCCUGUGUUUCUGUACAUAAAUAUAUAUAUUGUUGUUGUUAUUAUUAUGAAUUAUUAUUAUUAUAAUUUUUUACAUUGGUGUAUGUCACCUCGCCCUGUUACAUACGUCUUACUCAAGACUGCUAAGGUGGGAUACUGAUGCUCACUCUUCUAUGGCUGCGCUGAAAAUUAUUCCCCAUGCCUUUUCGUCUGUCCAGUGAUUGUGGAUGACAAGAUCAAGAUUUUUUUUUUUUUACCCUUUUGGACCUUACCAGCAAGUUCACAGCACACCACAAAGAAAAUGUCAAAUUGUGUAAAUGUGAAACAACUUUUUUUAUACACACAUAUAGCUUCACAUUGAAAAGAAACAUAGAGACUUUAUACAGUAAUGAUGGUAGCACUUCGAAGUGCCUGGUGGACACCACGUCAUUCUUUGAACUGUGGAAAAGGACUGUUUUAUGAAAGGAUGUGCCACCCUUCAGUUUGAGGACUGAACCGUCAUCACUUACACUAUGAAAGAUUCCUCAGAUCCUGUAUUGUGAACAUAAUCACAGAGCUGAAAGCUUGCAAGAGAGCAUUAAUGACUGUAUUUCUUGUGAGCGUGUUUUUUUCUGUCUAUGUCUCACAGAUUUCAAUGUUUACAUACUGUAAAUAAAAAGUGGGGGGUGGUGGUAGACUUUA
This is a messenger RNA of Clupea harengus (Atlantic herring), 6132 nucleotides long. RefSeq names its product MYND-type zinc finger-containing chromatin reader ZMYND8-like. Lineage: Eukaryota; Metazoa; Chordata; Actinopteri; Clupeiformes; Clupeidae. Gene Ontology annotation, molecular function: transcription corepressor activity; protein binding. The record is from RefSeq and is a predicted model, not a curated record. Gene Ontology annotation, biological process: regulation of DNA-templated transcription. Gene Ontology annotation, cellular component: cytoplasm; nucleus.